CUUCAUGCUUUUACAGUUGUUUGUUGCUUCACUUACACACACACAGAGAUGGAAACAAAUCGAGUUGCCAGAUUGGAGUUUGCUGUGCAGAUGAGCUGUGAGAGCUGCAUACGGGCUGUUAAAGAUGCACUUGAAAAACAGCCUGGUGUGCAGUCGGUGCAGGUGGACUUGGCUCGGGAGGAGGUUUUGGUUGAGACGUCGCUUUCCACUCGAGAGGUUCAGGGUCUGAUUGAGAGCACGGGCAGGAGAGCUGUACUGAAGGGGAUUGGGGGAUCAGAACCAGAUCUGGGCGCGGCCGUGGCUAUGCUGAGUGGGGUGGGGCCAGUGCAGGGCGUGGUCCGGUUCCUGCAGCUAUCCGAGGAUCGUUGUUUGAUUGACGGUACGAUUGACGGUUUAGAGCCCGGAGCUCACGGCCUUCAUGUGCAUGAACUUGGAGACCUCACACGUGACUGCAUGAGUUGCGGUGAGCACUACAACCCUUUUGGGAAGCAGCACGGAGGCCCACAGGACACAGAGAGGCAUGUUGGUGAUUUGGGAAACGUGCAGGUGGGAGCAGACGGCAGAGCCACGUUCAGACUGGAGGACUCACAGCUGAAGGUGUGGGAUGUGAUUGGUCGAUCACUGGUGGUGGAUUCAGGAGAAGAUGAUCUGGGAAGAGGAAAUCACCCUCUGUCCAGACAAACAGGAAACUCGGGCAAGAGGCUGGCGUGUGGAAUCAUUGCACGUUCUGCAGGACUCUUUCAGAACCCCAAGCAGAUCUGCGCCUGUGACGGAGUCACUCUGUGGGAGGAGAGAGAUCAUCCAAUAGCAGGGAAAGGACGCAAAAAAGUCACCGAGACACCAGCUGCCAGUUUAUGAUCACGUGACCACUCACUGUACUAAUGAUGAAGGAUUGACAGAUUGCACUUAAAGGAGAAGAGACUCUGAUAAAACCAAAGAGAUUGUUGAUACUUAUAGAGGAUUUAAUGUUUUAGAGAUUAGUUUACAAAUACCUUUGAUAAGAAUUCAUAAAGAAAGCCUUCUGAUAAAUGUUAUUGCUGGAAUUCAGUAACUGCCCUUCCAUUAUAACUGAGCUUUAAAGAAUCUGUCCCUUCCCCAGUUUAGGGAAUGGUGUCAAAAUGUUUGUUUGUGGUAAUUACACAUACAGUACAUUUGCAGUUUAUUAAUUGAUGAGUGACACAACAGAAAAAUGUUUCCCCUUUUGUCACAAGUUUGAAUACCAGCAACAGCACCGCCAUCCAUGACCAGGAGCCAAGAAAGCUAAAUUAGCUGUGCUCUCUGGGUGGGAGGGCAAACUCUCUCCCCCGUCAAUCACAGUGACACGAGCCAAUCACAUGUCUGUAAGCUCCUGUAUGUGGAAGAGGGUAGAUAGCACUUUCCUCUGAUUAUAGGAGCAGUUUCAUGGGAGUAAAAAAUAGACAAAAAACAAGGAAUUUUAAAAGCCAUUGAAUUUUUAAUUUUGAAAUUUAAAGACCAUUACAUUCAUAAUAUUGAAAUAAAUACAGCUGAAAGCAAAA
Messenger RNA from Neoarius graeffei (lesser salmon catfish), 1517 nucleotides. RefSeq names its product copper chaperone for superoxide dismutase-like. The record is from RefSeq and is a predicted model, not a curated record. The transcript is spliced from 8 exons. Bases 49 to 858 code for a protein of 269 amino acids. Gene Ontology annotation, biological process: removal of superoxide radicals. Lineage: Eukaryota; Metazoa; Chordata; Actinopteri; Siluriformes; Ariidae. Gene Ontology annotation, molecular function: copper ion binding.